Symbiodinium natans is the source of this 1386-nucleotide messenger RNA. NCBI's taxonomy places the organism in Eukaryota, Dinophyceae, Suessiales, Symbiodiniaceae. The record is from the annotation of a GenBank genome assembly.
AUGCUGGCACUCUGGCUGUCAGACUUUGGAAGCUCGAUUCAUCGUCCGGUCAUCACCUUCUUUUUCUUGCAGCUGGGAGCAACAGUGAUGGAUAUUGGCUACCUCAGCUUCUUUAUGGGAACUGCCAGCAUGAUCCUUUCACCUGUCUACGGCUGGAUGGUGGACUCGCGUGGGGUGCUGAAGCCCUUUCUCUUAUCUGCACUGUCCUGCGGGUUCGGCUGCCUUAUCCGAGCCAUUGCUAGCGCACCACUCCACUUGAUUGCUGCUCAGAUCUUCAUGGGUGUUGGUGGUAGCUGCCAGUGGAGCAUGGUCAAGGGCUUCAUUGCUUCCGAGCUUCCGCACAGCAAACGCGCACUCCUUGUCGUGGGACUGCGUGCUCAGAUGACACUGCUGACCUUAGGAAGCUUCUUGUAUCCUGUGCUGGACUCAGGCUUGCAACUCGUUGGGUUUCAGGACAAGCUCCUGCGCUACAGGGCCGAGGUAGGAACCUGCGCGCUCUUCUGCUGGAUCGGGAUUCUGAUUCUCAUGGCCGGCUGCGCCAAGGGCACGCAGUUCCAUUCUCCAAAGCAGAGGCAGCUGGAGCAGGCAGCCGGGAGUGCUCGAUGCAGCGUUGACUUCCUUGUGGCCGCUAUUACUUUGGGUAUCGCCUCCUGUUGCCAGUCCGCUUGCCGGACGUUGUGGCCUAUUUACAUUAAGUUUCAUUUUGGUUGGGAGGCCAGAUCCUUUUCUUUGCUGUCCUCAAUAAACACUUUGAUGUUCAGCAUCGCCCUGGCCAUGUACCCGAGUUGGACGCAGAGGGUCCCGCAGCGGAGGGUGCUGCAAGGCCUGGCGUGGCUCUCCCUCCUCACCCUGACUGGCUUCGGUGUCGGCGCCAGAGAGUCAUCGUUGGGACCCGAGAUGCUACAUGUUAUCCUGGGUGUGCCGUCGCUGGUGUUCGUUGGUGUCUUGGCCUCCGGACUCGAAGUCGCUGCUUCCCUGUGUGUCCCAGCCGAUGCACAGGGCUGGGCCAUGGGAUUUCUGAACUCGGCACAAGCAGCAGGUGGAGUUGCCGGAAGCUUGCUGGGCCCAGCUCUCUGGACCAUCUCCACUAGGGAGGAUCCCCAUCCCACGCUUGGCUUCAGUGGAUUCUUGCUUUCAGAGGGACGCCUCCCCUUCGUCCUCACAGCACUUGCUCUGGUGCUGUGCGUGCUGCUCCUGCAGUGCCCGCUGUGGCAGCGAGCGGAGCACACAGCGCACUCCGUGGACAGUGUGGGUAUUGAGGGGGUUCCCAUAGGCUGCAGAACAGAAGAGCCGAUUGCAGAAGAUGACCCCGAAAACUUCAAGCAUUGCCGGGCAAAUGAAGAUGAGAACUUGCCUUUGAAUGAGGACAACUCCAAAGCGUGCUAG